This is a messenger RNA of Amoebophrya sp. A25, 3041 nucleotides long. The record is from the annotation of a GenBank genome assembly. Lineage: Eukaryota; Dinophyceae; Syndiniales; Amoebophryaceae.
AGCAUGAUUAGCUAUCAAACACAGAAUUGUGAAAGAAGCCUGACUCAUGAAAUAGUUGAAUGAUCCAAGAUCAACUACAAGCAAAAAAUAAAAUGUCAGCAGUUGUGAACGACUAUUGGGUUGAAGAUUUGGACCUGACGCGAGCGCGCAACGAUCAGAGGCAUCACAGUGCGAGUCUUGUAGUCAAGGACUUAGCACGUGACGAAGGAGGCAAGGGGCCGUUGCAGGUGGCGGAGUCAGGGGAAGUUGUUGUUAUGGCUGUAGAUACUUACUCUUAGUUGGAAGCAAUAAUAGGAACAACUACAGGUUUUUAUGGCUGUAGAUACUUACUUGUAUGCAAGGUCUCACUUACUUAUAUGACAAGGUCUCAACUCACUUACUUAUAAAUAUGCAGGAGUAUGUGACUGAUCUCGCGUAUAAGUAAGUUCAUCCCCCACCGGUCUUGCUGGACGCGAAGAUGGCAAUGAUUUUUCUAAUCUUCGCGUCCAGCAAGACCGGUGGGGGAUGAACACUAGUGCCGAAUUCGGAACAGGGACUCCAUCUUCUAGUGGGAAGAGGAAAGGCAAAUCGAAGUCAAUGAGUAAGGACACUGGGGGAAAGAUGAUGAAGGGUACUAGUGGAGGAAAGAGGAAAAGUCAGGGAGGUGGACAACAAGGCUUUUUCUUUAUGAUGCAGGAAGGUGACGAUGGACAAGGCGGAAAGAUGAGAAGUAGUAAGACUGUUAAGGGUAAGUACUACUAGGUUAAAGGCGUUCACGUUGCCGCUUGUUUUGCCGCUCUUAACGGAGAGAGGCAUAACAAACGGGGGAAGCGAACACCAAAAAGCUGCCUCUAAGACUGGCAAAAGGGCUUCUUCCGGUGAUAAAGGCAAGGCUGGCACGAGUAGUAGACCCUCCUCUUCUUCUCAGACGAAUAAAGGUGACAAGAAAGGUGCUGGCGCAGGGGGUCUAGGAGCUUCUUCUCGGACAAGUAAAUCUUCAAAAGGCAAGAAAGGCAAAGGCAAAGAUGGUGGUAAAGGCAAAGGCAAAGAUGGUAGCAGGGGAAGCUUUGCAGAGAACCUAGCUGAUGCGGCGGGAGAUGCACUGAUUGAUCUGGGUGGUCACGCCGUGACUCUAGGAGGUCAUGCGGCAAAUUUUGUAGGCAGAGUCUCAGAGGCUGUCGGUGAUUUCAUAGAGCGAGAUGGACACCCACACCAAAAAACUGUCUAUCCAGCACGUAAUUAUUUUUAUUGAUUUUUAGCUGUCUGGGACGAGCAAGGGCAUCAACAUCGUGUUUUUCUCCAUGAAGAAGUAACCAACCAAGAAGUCGAAGUAGAUGUCCUAUCAUGUUCAACACGCAUUAAAGGACUGCUACCAACAAACGGCAGGUCUCCCAGUGAGCGAGAUGAGUCGGAGCAUUGUGGCUGGGGAAAUAGUAGAAAAUGCAGACUUCCUAGAAGAGAGCAGUGACGAGGAGAAGAAUCGACGGCUUCUUCCAAGAGGCGAAGAAGAGCAUAUACAUGCGAAUUUUCAUCGACAUAAGGAGUGGGAUGAUACAGUGGGUGACAAAGUGAAGAGGAAAAGCAUACAGAUACAUUCGAUGCUUAUGAUGAAAUUGUUCAGUCUAGACGAAAACCUUAAUAUUAGAAACAAAUGGUGCUAACAAGUGACGCGACAGCAGACAAGAACUGUGGUUGCUCGAUCUUUCUAUAAAAAUCAUAACGAGGUUCUUCCCCCACCUAAAGACGACGCUUUAUAGAUUACACACUAAAUCACCUCGUCCUCUCUCCGUAGUGCUACAUCACAGUCACACCUACCAUCCACCUGACUUUAUCCUCAUUCUAAUAUCCCCGCAGACACUGUCGCAAUCUCAGUUCGAGAUGACCAGAUCAAGCCAGUUUCUUCGCUACAAGUGCCGCACUUUAUGGGCGAGCACAUGAUUCCUAGAGAGGAUAGGGACCAGCAAGUAUUGAGACUUCAGAAGCGUCUAGAAUCCUCACAAGCAGGCAUGGACCAGGCUGCUUUGGAAGCUGCGGAUGGCGCGGAUGAGGGUUUAUGAGAAAAUGUUGUUGAUUUGACUCUUUUGUAAGAGUAAGAGAACGUUGUUUUCUUACUUUGAUGGGGCUCUGGCUCUACUCGAGCCUUCUUCGUCCCGGACGGCGCGGCCGGCCCGCAGAGCCGCGGACCCUAAACCUUGAAACUUGAGCCCUUGUUUUGUUUUGGCGGUGCUCUGGAAGUGAAAGGUUCCUCGCCUCCACUCUGAAUGCGUCAUUUUCACCACCACUUUGAGAUAGAGAUUCACACUUCCUUCAAUGGACAAUCCAAAUGUCUGUACCUAGAUGGCAUGGAUUGCGUGGGAGAGGGUUUAAGAGAAAAUCAUCAUUAUGAGUUGACGCUUGUACUAUUUCACUUCGUUUAUCCUCGCGGUUGUAGAAGAAGGUCUUUCAAUUUCGUUGAAAUCGUUUAUCUGAAAGGUUCGUUUAAAUCGUUUAUCUGAAAGGUUCGUUUAAAUCGUUUAUCUGAAAACUUCACUCCCCUUCCAGUUCCAGUCUUCUAAUCCUGCGACAACAAAGCGUCCACGAAUUUGUAACGGGAGCGACGUCGUCUGAGGAGUCGCGAGUCCUCUGACGUGUCGCGAGUUCUCUGCCUGGAAAAUGGACAUGGGAAAUCGUUAGUGUCGUGCCAUUGACGGGGUCCAGAUUGUCCAUUGCCACAUAUUCUCUUGGGAUGCAUGAUUCUUGCCGAAAAAUAUUCCUAUCUGGGAAAUUACUUUUGUAUCAAAAUAUUCCUGAAAAUGUUUGAUUUGCGCCUGAAGAUGGAUUCCAAGAUUUGGCCGCAAAAGGCUAUUGUUCCAAGAAGCUGCUACUGGAUCUGACAGGCUGGGUCGCUGGAUCACACAUUUACUGAACUUCCAAAUCCUUCUCUAGAAAGACGUGUUCGCUGUCUUGAUUUCAAGGGCUCUCUUGUAGAGCAUCGAAAUUCCUUUCAAUAGGAGUGGGCAUCGAAAUUCCUUUCAAUAGGAGUAGUCCUAUUGUAGGCAUCGAAAUUCCUUUCAAUAGGAGUG